UUUGUGGGAAACUGAACAAGUUUCGUUUAGGCUGAAACCAACAAUUUUCUGCUUAGCUUUCGUGUUUGCUUUCAGUUUGGCAUGAGUGUUUUCGUCAGUCCAGGAAGGAAGAGACUCUGCUGGAGUCUGAUCUUCUCGUGCAUCAGCUGUGAUCAUGUUGUGUUUUUGGGGAGCGCAGGUCAGAGAGGGUUUGGGGCUGGUAAAGCCUGACCAAGUCAAACAUGGCAAAUGUGGAUUUUCUGGAAUACAAUCCUUAUGUCCGAAAACUGCAGUUCAGGACAUGUCAGCUGGCAGGAGUUUUGCUGGAUUUAUCCAGGAUGGGAAGGUCUCGGUCCUGAGAUUACGCAGUGAAGACUAUGAGCAUCAUAUAGAAUCACUAGAGCUAAAGGAUGAAACUGAUGACAGAAUCAGACUGAUUGUCUGUGGAGCAGAUGAUGCGGUGCUUCUUUCUGAUUCAGGAAAAGUUCUCAUUAUGGACAAAACUACUGUGUGCAAGCCUCUCAAAGGUCUGGAUAACAGGCAGGUGAUUCAGAUCGCAUGUGGAGACCAUCAUUCAAUGGCACUAACUAAGGAUGGUCAGGUGUUCGUAUGGGGUGAGAACUCUCAUGGUCAGCUGGGUUUAAAGAAAAAUCAUCCCAGCUCUCCGUCUGCUCAACAUGUUCAGAGUCUGAGUGGGAUCCCACUGGCUCAGAUCAGUGCUGGAGGAGACCACAGCUUUGGGUUGUCUCUCUCUGGAGUCGUGUUUGGAUGGGGAAAGAACUCUGCUGGACAGCUGGGCCUCGGAGACACUACAGACAGACACAUCCCAACAAUUAUAAAUAGCCUACAAUUUAAGAAAACUGUGUCCAUUUCAUGUGGAGGGGAACACACUGCCACUUUAUCAAAGGGACCAUAAGUCCAGGACCAUAAAUUGGACCAUAAGGACCAUAAAGUGGACAGUUCACUCAAAAUCUGUUUCAUGGACAGAUGUGGGUUAUUCCUUCAUUAUUUCUACAUCAGUUAAGCAUUUGCAUUUGGAAGCUGUUGCGGUGAACCCACAUCAUGUGGUCAAAGGAGCUCUCCAUGCAGGUGAAACAGACAAUUGUUAGGCUUCAAAAAGAAAACAAAUCCAUCAGAGAGAUAGCAGGAACAUAAACAGCCAAAUCAACAGUUUGGUACCUUCUGAGAAAAAAAGAACACACUGGUGAGCUCAGCAACAUAAAAAGGCCUGAAUGUCCACAAAGGACACCAGUGGUGGAUGACCUGAGGAUCCUCUCCUUGGUAAAGAAAAGCCCUUUAUCAAGAGAAGACUGACCCUGUGGCCUCAUAUGAGGACAUUAUAUUUUUGUGAAUUUCUCUGAGACUGUACAUGCACAGUUUAAAGCCUGGAUGUCCUGUACAGACCACAUUCAGGGCUUUUCAGAGAUACCAAAUGACCACUGCCUCUCCUUGGUAAUCAAAAAUGUCUGAAAUUAAUUUAGUGACACUCUUAUGGAAUUAUGAUAAUAUUUUAUAAUUAUCAUUUAAGUCUAUCUAAUUUUUAAAUUGUGUGUCAUAAAUCAACAUCUCAGGAAAAUGUU
Messenger RNA from Cyprinus carpio (common carp), 1559 nucleotides. Its product is annotated as probable E3 ubiquitin-protein ligase HERC3. NCBI's taxonomy places the organism in Eukaryota, Metazoa, Chordata, Actinopteri, Cypriniformes, Cyprinidae. Bases 155 to 895 code for a protein of 246 amino acids. The record is from RefSeq and is a predicted model, not a curated record. Gene Ontology annotation, molecular function: ubiquitin protein ligase activity. Gene Ontology annotation, biological process: ubiquitin-dependent protein catabolic process; protein ubiquitination. The transcript has 6 exons.